Molecule: messenger RNA, 2856 nt
Organism: Cordyceps fumosorosea ARSEF 2679
Lineage: Eukaryota; Fungi; Ascomycota; Sordariomycetes; Hypocreales; Cordycipitaceae
Exons: 2
Coding region: 1-2856 (951 amino acids)
Source: RefSeq, a predicted model, not a curated record
AUGAGCGCCCCAGCCCCUCCCGUCGUGCCUGCGCGUCCCUCCAAGAGUCCAAGCAAGGAAGCCCAGCAAGCCGUUGAGGCGCCGAUUAUUCCUGCUCGGCCUGUUAAGAAGAGUCUCGGGCAGCCCCAGCCCUCCAGCAGCGAUAGAUUUGCCCAAUCGCCUUUGCACAGCGGCUUCCAGCCCAAGGGCCAGCGCCCAACCAGCUCAUCCUCCGGCCACGACCAAUUAAGUACCCCAAAUGAGCCCAUCGAUCGACCUGGCAGCGUGUCUCUGCCCUCGCUCGGCGAGGAAGGCCGCGAAUAUGGUGCCUUGGAGAAGCAAGCCGAGACCGAGCUUGGCUCGUCCCACCAGACCCGGACCGUCGGCGACAACCUCGAGCUGCAUGCCCCCAAGCCUUCCCUCCCGCCCGGUAGCGCCAAGCAGCAGAUCAUGGCCGUCACAAGAACCGACUCGGCCAAGGCUGCUUCUCUUGGCAUAGGCAGCAAGCCUCCCAACGGAAGCGAUCGCGCGCCCUCCCGUGACCCCAAGAUUCGCCGCCCCAGCUCGACCUUUUCCACCCAUAGCGAUCACGGCAACCACACUGAUGAUGAGCAUGGCAUUCCCAAAAUUGGACAACGUGUACCCAUGAACAGUCAUCUCGGCGAUGUUCAAGCGCCUUCUCCGGCCCCGGAUGGAGGCAAGCGGCACCAUGCCCGCAAGCACUCUGCCCGUAACAUGCCUCCUGGCAGUUAUGGCUUACACGGCCAUGGCGUCGAUCCCAAGGAUAAGCUGGAGAAGGCUUACUAUGAGAAGCAUCCUGAGCUCGUCGGCAAGCACAAGAAGCAUCAUACGCAUGACCAUCGCCAGAACGACUACGCAAUGAGUAGUAACGACCUGAACCGCAUGGUUCGUGAUACCGCGAAGCGUCGUCCUACCUCUGGUCUCUAUAUUGAGGCCGUCUCUACACCUACCGACGAUGUUGCCUACUAUGCUACUGAUGAAUACGCCAACCGGAUUUGCACACCACAAGAUGCGCCGCAGUCUGAAAAGGAGAACAGCUACUUUGCCGAUGCUGGUUCAUCUUCCAAGACUACGGCCGAUGAAAAGUCGUCUGUUCUCCACGCUAUCCAUGUUGACGACUCAAAGCAUCCCGAGCACUACUCAUAUGGUGCUGAGAACCCAGAGUCUGGGGACUAUCAUGCUCCCAUUCUUGCUGAUGACGAAAUUGAUGCCGGCCCCGACGUCAGCGCUCAGAAUCCCGCGAUCCGACCCGGAUUCGAUCGUUCGCGCUCUUAUGAUGCCGACGAGCCAAAGAGACCUAGCAUUCGCCAUCCUAUCGUUGUUCACGACGGCGAAGCUGAGCGUGACUUCAACUCAACAGCCCUGGAAGACGUUGAAGAAUAUGAGCCCCUGUUUGACGAAGAAAAGAAGGAAGAGGAAAAGAAACAGGCUGCUGCUGAGAGGAGGGCAAGCCAUCACUUCCCCAGCAAGGAUAUUUGGGAAGACGCCCCAAGCAGUGUUCAUUACUCCACUGAAGUUUCAACGCCGGACAUUGAGGAACAAAACCAGCGCCCCAAGUCUAAAGCUCCGUUCUCUGAAAACAGGUCCAUCACACCUGCACAAGCGUUUGCGCAGUACCAAGAGGAGUUGGCGGAGAAAGAGGCGAAUGGGCGCGCCAACAACUUCUUGCCACUCUCUACCGAUACAAAGCCCAAGUGGAUUGAUCACCAAUCACAUCUUGGUGUCUCCAAACCCUCUAGCGCGAGGCGUUUCCCAAGCAAGGACAUUUGGGAGGACGCACCAGAAAGUCACAUCCAUGAAGCAACCUUAUCGGAGUCGGCUGUAGAGGAUGAAAGCAAACCCGAAGAUAAUGAGCCAGAGAUUCCCGCGCGACCCGCCAAGAAGGCUGCCGAAGAGUCGCGAGCUCCACCUGCUAUCCCCAGCCGACCUAAACCCUCGCAGGCCACGGGCGACGAUACCACCAAGCAACCGCCUGCAGUUUCUGAAAAGCCUAAGCCCCAAAUCCCUUCCCGUCCCGUCAAGAAGCUCUCAGGCGACUCAAAGGAUGGGGAGUCUGUCAAGCCGCCCAAGCCACCAGUGCCCAGCCGCCCCGUCGGCGGCAAGAUCGCGGCACUGCAGGCAGGCUUCAUGAGCGAUCUGAAUAAGCGCCUACAGUUUGGGCCUCAGGCUGUGAAGAAGGAGGAGCCGGAACAGGAGGAAGAAGUCGUGGAAAAGGAAAAGGUACCGCUCUCUGAUGCCAGAAAAGGUCGCGCACGGGGUCCCCAGCGCAGAGCCCCAGCAAAGGCUGUAUCGCCUGUCAAAGAGCCCUCUGCCUCUGACCUGUCCAUGUCUCGACCGCAAACCUUAUGGAGUAUCGACCCAGAAGACAGGCUGGUCGUAACCGAGCAGUUACGCGAGGUCCCUACGGAAACCACCACAGCAAGCCCAGAGUCUACGCAUGACUUGGCCAAAACAAGCAGCCACGAGUCCAGCAAUGAGAGCGGUAAAUCAAUCUCCAAAGAAGCUAGCGACGAAUCUGAAGCACCAGUGGCUACGGAGACCAGCCAAGAAUCGACCAAGUAUGCAUCUCUCGCCGCUGGUGAGCUCGGCGUCACCGCCCAGACCAACCCCGCAGAGCCCACGCCAGCCGCCGGUCUUCCAGCAGACCUGGAGAAGCCUACCGGCGCCAAGCCGGCUAUCCAGACCGUUGACGAAGUAGGUAGGGACAUAGCAAGCGCGAAGCUUUCCUCUUCCGAGGCUGUAGAGAAAGCUGCCCCGAAGAUCUACGGCCAAAGCGCUGCACAUCAGCCGGCACCAGAAGAGAAGGAUAUUGGAGACGCGCCUCUUGCCCCCGCCGAGGCCGACGAGGCUGCUUGA